CUCCGCCGCGCCCGCAACCUGCUGGUCGGCCCUCUUGUCGAGGAGUGGACGUUCCGCGCGUGCUCCUGCCCGCUGCUCUCCUCGGCGGGGUACUCGGACGCGCAGGCGGUGUGGCUGAGCGCCGUCCUCUUCGGCGCGGCGCACAUCCACCACCGCUACGACGCAAAGGUGCCCUGGGUCGCCGUGCUGCUGCAGUUCGUCUACACGUCCCUCUUCGGCGCCUACUCGUCGUACCUCUUCCUCCGCACGGGGCUCAUCUACGGCCCGCUGCUGGCCCACUCGUUUUGCAACCUGAUGGGCCUCCCCUCCUUUGGGCGCGUGCCCGGCCACCGCCACGCCUGGGGGCUCGCCGCCGCCUACCUCGCCGGCAUGGCCUCCUUUGUC
Messenger RNA from Emiliania huxleyi CCMP1516, 384 nucleotides. RefSeq names its product putative abortive infection protein. The record is from RefSeq and is a predicted model, not a curated record. Gene Ontology annotation, molecular function: metalloendopeptidase activity. The annotation marks the transcript as partial. NCBI's taxonomy places the organism in Eukaryota, Haptophyta, Isochrysidales, Noelaerhabdaceae. Gene Ontology annotation, cellular component: endoplasmic reticulum membrane. The transcript has a single exon. Gene Ontology annotation, biological process: CAAX-box protein processing.